AUGUUUCAAAAAAGUAAUUCUGAGAUUUCAUCGUCUUCCAGUGCCAAAGAAGCUAGUCAUGGAAUCGACGACACUGGUCUUGAUGCUACUGUCACAGGUAACAUGUAUUCCACUCCCGAUGACGACUUCAAGAGUUUCCUCUUGCAAGCCAAAAAGGAGGUGCAAAUGAGAAUCAAGGGUGACACUUCCUCUUUGCCUAAAGCGAGAGGUGUGAAGAGAAAACCCAAUGAAUCUUUAGGUGAAGGGAUUUCUAUUUCUUCUGAUGUUGUCAUUACAAAUUCUUCGAUUAAGGUUCAACCCGAGAAAGACAGAGCUAAUCACAAGGCCAAACAUGAUCAUCCACAUAUAAGAGAGACUCAAUUCAUAGGGGAGCAAGCAACCAAGAUUUUUGCUGGUACUUCUUCUGAGUCGCUCCUCGUCUCUUCAUGUGAGGAAAAAUUGGAGGGUGUUGUUCAAGGCGUUGAGGCCAUAAGUCCUGAGAAAGCUUAUUCAUUGAUUGUAGCUUAUGGUCUCAGAGUGUCCCAGUUUGGGAAAUCUGCUCAAGAAGAAUUCAUCAAAACCAGAGAUGAACUCAUAGAAGUUAAAGAUAAUUUGAAGGCGGAGAAAGAGAAAAUGGACUUUACUAUUGAGUAUCUAUAA
Vicia villosa (hairy vetch) is the source of this 639-nucleotide messenger RNA. RefSeq lists its product as uncharacterized. Lineage: Eukaryota; Viridiplantae; Streptophyta; Magnoliopsida; Fabales; Fabaceae. The coding region runs from base 1 to 639 and encodes 212 amino acids. The record is from RefSeq and is a predicted model, not a curated record. The transcript has 2 exons.